AAAUAGUAUUUAAACGUUACUCUAUUCUUCUCGCCGUGUGUAGACGAAAAUAUUUUGCAAUUUUGUUUCGCCGAAAACCUCAUUUUUACACUUUGUUUGUUUAUUUGUGUUAUUAUUUCUGCUUAAUAGAAGAUGCCGUCAGAUACGGAAGAGGAGUUUUCAGAUCUCAAGCCUCCGCCGAUUUUUGAGGAUCUGAAUGAACGUGUUAAAGAAUAUUUACUGAAACCGGAGAGACUGUCAAUCCAUCAAUGGGAGAAGUCGCAGACUCACUGGCAUAGAGCAACAGAUUUAGAUUCAUUGUUUAAAAUAGACGAUGAAGAGAUAGAUCCUUACACCACGUUAGAGGUAGUCCGAGACCCUAUAACAGGUGAAAUAACAGGCAUUGAAGAAGUAAGCCUACCAAUCGAAGAUGAUGAAGACCUUCAGUCCAUGUCCCGGGCACCUCUGCCCCCGAGCUUGUCAACCCGCGGCGCGACCACACAAAGCCCGUUCCUGCCCGCUGGCUUUGAGGAAGAACUGGAGAAGAUGUUGGAGGCGGCGCAGUGUGGGGAUGUUAAUAUAGAUAUUGAGAAUGAGGAAGUGGGGAAGUUUUUGGGGGAAGAAAUCUUAACAAUACCGCCUGGGUGCAAGGAAGGAGUGAUAUUUGCAGAGGAUGGAUUCACCAUGCUCAAUGGACCACAACAUGUGAAGACAGAUGGUGAAAGGGUGGAUAAGGAUGAUAUUGAUAUUAAGGCUAAUAUUGAUUUGGAAGAAGUUAUUGAUAGCAAUACACAUUUAGUAGGCCUCUGGAAAGAUGAAGAUGCCCCAACCAAAACAAAACAGAAUCAACAACAACCAGAAACCGAUUCAACAGACAAUGACAACUUCCUUGAAAGCACUAUCAUACAACCACCAGUAGAACUACCAGAGAUACCAAUAUUGAACAUCACUAGCUCUUCAGUGAGAACUGGGGUGACCAGCACAGAAUGGGCAGAAAUGAUAGAUGUAUCUUUACCGGUACCAGAUUUUAGGGAGAAAAUAAAAGAUAUGGCGCACUCUUAUCCGUUUGAGUUGGAUAACUUCCAGAAACAGGCUAUUUUAAAGUUAGAAGAGGGUCAUCACGUGUUUGUUGCCGCACAUACGUCGGCCGGCAAAACUGUAGUCGCCGAAUACGCGAUAGCCAUGUCUAGGAGAAAUUGUACUAGGGCAAUAUACACCUCACCAAUCAAAGCGCUCUCCAACCAGAAGUAUAACGAUUUCAACAAGAUGUUCGGUGAAGUGGGCCUCCUAACCGGAGACCUUCAAAUAAACGCCACGGCGCCCUGUCUAGUCAUGACGACUGAAAUCUUGAGGUCCAUGCUGUAUUGCGGGUCGGAUGUUACCAGGGACUUGGAGUUUGUGAUAUUCGAUGAAGUGCACUAUAUUAAUAAUGCUGAGCGAGGCCACGUAUGGGAGGAGGUGUUAAUUUUGCUCCCAGCCCACGUGAGCAUAGUGAUGUUGAGUGCGACCGUACCGAAUACUCUGCAGUUUGCCGACUGGGUCGGCCGGACGAAAAAACGGCGGGUCUACGUGGUUUCAACACCGAAACGGCCAGUGCCACUCUGCCAUUACCUCUACACAGGUUCUGGUGGCAAAUCUAAGAAUGAAAGGUUCAUGGUGUUAGAUCAGGAAGGUAACUUCAGACUUCGAGGAUACAAUGACGCCGUCGCCGCUAAAAAGGCCAGAGAGAAUGAUUUCAAGAAAAACUUUGGACCUAAAGGUGGCAAACAGUUCUUGAAUCCUAAAGCGGAGCAGACCAUGUGGGUGGCGUUCAUCGACCAUUUGAGACAGAACGAUAAGUUGCCGGUGGUCGCCUUUACUUUAUCUAGGAACAGAUGCGAUCAAAACGCAGAGAAUCUCAUGUCAGUUGACUUGACUACGGCACACGAGAAGGGACACAUACGGAACUUCUUCCAGAGGUGCCUUCAGCGACUUAAAGAGCCUGACAGAAGGUUGCCUCAAGUUCUACGGUUACAAAGGGUGCUUGAAAACGGUAUUGGAGUACAUCACAGUGGCAUUCUGCCCCUUCUCAAGGAAAUCGUUGAAAUGUUGUUCCAGUCAGGACACGUGAAAAUCCUAUUCGCAACGGAGACAUUUGCCAUGGGAGUGAACAUGCCCGCACGAACAGUGGUGUUCGACGAAACAACCAAAUUCGAUGGUCUCGAGCGAAGAAUUCUGGCCCCCGCUGAAUACAUUCAGAUGGCGGGACGAGCUGGCAGGAGAGGGCUCGACGACACCGGAACAGUCAUCAUUCUGUGUAAAGACGGUGUCCCUGACCAGGUGAAGCUCAAAGGCAUGAUGAUGGGCAUUCCUCAGAAGCUGUCCUCUCAGUUCAGGCUGACUUACGCUAUGAUACUGAGCUUGCUGAGAGUAGCAACAGUCUCAGUCGAAGGCAUGAUGCAGCGUUCCUUCCGCGAGUUCGACCAAAUACUCCAAUCGGACAACUACAAGAAACAACUGCAGAUCGCCGAAAAGGAAUACUCAGAAAAAUGUAGUACACCGCUCCCCCCACACUUGGCACCUCUAGCUAGCUUCUAUGAUACCGCAGCGACGUAUAUCGAUGUGUUGAAUGAUAUCAUGCCGAUUUUGUUGAACCAGCCUAAGGUGUUGAAGGAAUUUGUGCCGGGGAAGAUUCUGAUAUUCUCGGCGGGACCUUAUAACCAACUUGGGAUUUAUUUGAAUUCUACAGGCCCACGUUUAGCCCCGUACAAGAUUCUAGCACUGAACACAGCCGUUCAAGACACUGCUAGGUACAACUUUCGAUAUUUGAUGAAAAGUUUAACGCUUUCAGGCACCGAGGAAAGUACGAUGGAUCACACAAUUCUCUGCAUAGCACCCAAGAACGUUAUGGCCGUCACCAAAAUGACCCUAAAGAUUGAUGCCUCCAUCAUUAUACAAGAUUGGGAGAAACGUCAAAUGCCAAGGUUUAAAGACGCGCCCGUAGGCUCAAGCUGCGCUACAGCCAUACAGGAGCUAUCUCGGAUCUCACACGCAGUCAAAACUGGGGCUACGAAACUGGAGCAAAUCAACCUUACGCAGUCGCUGGCCGUGUCUACGGGAGAGAUAUUGGACCUGCUGGAUAAUAUGGCUAGGUUACAGAAAGAGCUAGAAGACCUAGAAAAAUCCACAGACAUAGCCAACUUCAAGACCGAAUUUGCGAUAGUCUACGAACGCAAGCAAACGGAACGCAAACGCGACAAGUACAGGCGGCUGCUUUCGUUCGAAAACCUCGCUCUGUACCCGGACUACCAAAGAAGACUUAUGGUGCUGAGAGAACUGAACUAUAUUGAUGAACAUGACAGCGUAAUAUUAAAAGGCCGCGUCGCAUGCGGCAUGGGCACCAACGAGCUAAUCAUAGCCGAGCUAGUAUUCCGCAACGUUUUCACGGAUAAAACGCCGGCAGAAAUCGCGGCGUUACUCAGUUGUUUCGUGUUCCAAGCGCGAACUGCCGUCGAGCCAGUUCUGACGGACAGACUGGCUGAAGCUGUCAAGGUUAUUGAUCAGAUUGACCAGGAGUUGUCUUCCGUUGAGUCGAAGUACUUGGUGGGUCAAUUCGAAGGGCAGCAGGAGAGGUUAAACUUCGGCCUAGUCAAGGUGGUGUACGAGUGGGCACUAGAAAAGCCUUUCGCCGAGAUCAUGGACCUCACGGAUGUCCAGGAAGGCAUCAUUGUUAGGUGUAUCCAGCAGUUGCAUGAGCUCCUAAUAGACGUGAAAGACGCCGCCGUGGUCAUCGGAGACCCGAAGCUGCAAGCCAAGAUGGUAGAAGCUUCAUCGGCCAUCAAACGAGACAUCGUGUUUGCGGCCAGUCUAUACACCACUCAGAAAGAAACUGUCUAGAUGUUAACAAAUUAUACCAAUUUAUUAUAUUUUUUAUGAGAAUAAUAAAAAUCUUAAAAAUA
This is a messenger RNA of Leguminivora glycinivorella, 3917 nucleotides long. It is a transcript of the gene tst, whose product is annotated as helicase SKI2W. Gene Ontology annotation, cellular component: Ski complex. Gene Ontology annotation, molecular function: RNA helicase activity; RNA binding; ATP binding. Gene Ontology annotation, biological process: nuclear-transcribed mRNA catabolic process, 3'-5' exonucleolytic nonsense-mediated decay. The record is from RefSeq and is a predicted model, not a curated record. Lineage: Eukaryota; Metazoa; Arthropoda; Insecta; Lepidoptera; Tortricidae.